AUGCUUCCAACAUUUCAAUCCUUUGACGACAAAAAAAUUACAAAAACUUUUCCAAAACGCCCAAUUAAAUUACCCAAACAAAUUGCUUCUAAAGCACCUCCAACUCAAAAAAUGAAACAAAUGAGUGCAAUGACUACAGCUAGUGCAACAACAGCAAUUGCUGAUGUAAUUAAUGAGUCUGCUCCAGUUACUCAAAAUUUAAAGUCUACACCGCAUCCUACCACAAUUCCAUCAACACCAAUUUCUCAUACUAUCUUUACGACUACAGACUCCAAUAACGAUUGUGCUAUGAUUGAAUCUUCUAUCCAAGUGUCCGAAAAUCGUUUAAAGGCUGUAUAUCUGCAAUUUGAGGAGAAUAAAAAUAAAAUUGUUGAUUCUUCUCUACAAAGCAAAAUUCAUCGUUCUGGAUCACUUACAAAUGUUUUGUCAAUCAUUUCCAAAUUUGAGAUGAAAAAGACAGAAGUGGAAGUGGAAUCAAAAUAUCUUGAGGAGGCAAAACAAAAUUAUAUUCAGGCUUUGGCAAAAUAUGAUAAGAAGACUAUUGAAGCCUUAAAAGAAGUUGGCAAUAUUACUGAAGAGUUUAAUGAUUUAAUUGUCAAUUUGGAAAAGCUUCCCAGCACCAGUCAAGAUAACAAUUUAAAUAAACAACCUAUUACGGCUGAUAAGGAGGUUCAAGCUUGCCCUCCUCGUGUGUUGUUCAAAUCUCCUUCAGCUGAAUUUCUUCCUACAAUGCAAAUUGUUCCUCUUCCUCCAUCACCAAUUUUACGAAGCAGCAUUAAAUCCAAGAAUGUUCCAAAAGGAAAUGUUACACCUAUAUCGUUUAAAUUCUACAACAAAGAAGAUUAA
Meloidogyne enterolobii is the source of this 846-nucleotide messenger RNA. NCBI's taxonomy places the organism in Eukaryota, Metazoa, Nematoda, Chromadorea, Rhabditida, Meloidogynidae. The record is from the annotation of a GenBank genome assembly.